AAACGAUUGACUCUAUCAACGUAGCGCGCGCGCAAAACCCGCGCCGAACGCGGUCCGCGUGCCUGAUUCGAAAUACGAAAUUGAAUUAAAUUUAUAUUAUAUAAAUUCUAUUAAGUUUUAAAUUAAAUAAGUUAUUAUUAUUACUGAAUUGUGACUUCAUCGUGUUAUUUUAAUAUAAAAAUGGGUGUUGAAGAACUAAAAAAAGGCCCGAUGCUGGGUGUCCGGCACCUGCAGGCUCUGAUGCUGUUUUUCUCCAUCGUGCUCGCCUUCGCCAUGAGAGUCAACGUCAGCAUGGCUAUAGUCGCCAUGACUGAUAAAGACGAUGAAAAUUCGUUCGACUGGAGCAUGCAAACCCAGAGCGUGAUCCUGUCCUCGUUCUUCUGGGGGUACGUGGUGCUGCAGAUCCCGAGCGGGGAAGCCGCGGCCAAGUUCGGAGGCAAGAUCCUGAUGACAGGCUGCAUCGCCAUCAACUCCGCCGUCACACUGCUCAUACCUAUCGCAGCGUAUUAUGGAGGUUGGAAAGCGUUAUGCGCGUGUCGUGUGAUCCAGGGCCUGUCUCAAGGCUGUGUGUACCCAUCGAUGCACAACCUUAUUGGCAAAUGGGUUCCGUUGGAGGAAAAGAGCCGUCUCGGAACUAUGAUAUAUGGAGGCGCCCAGCUAGGGACCGCCCUGCAGCUGAUGGCGUCCGGCUUCAUAGCGGAGUACUGGGGCUGGCCGGCCAUCUUCUACGUCAACGGCACGCUCGGGGCUAUUUGGGUCGUCUUCUACGUGUUCCUGGGCUCGGCCUCGCCUGCAGACUCCAAAAUGAUUGGAGAAGAUGAAAAACGAUACAUCCAGACUUCAUUAGGUCAGCUUGGUGCACAAAGGAAAUUGAAAACGCCAUGGAAGAAGAUAGCAACAAGCUUGUCGUUCAUUUCUCUGAUCAUCAUGCACUGCGGACAUAACUGGGGAUUCUGGACUCUCAUGACGGAGAUGCCCUCAUACAUGAAGCAAGUUUUAGGCGUUGACAUCAAAUCGAAUGGUGUAAUGUCAGCGCUUCCUUACCUGGCGAUGUACACUCUGAGCUUCCCGUUCGGUUUCUUGUCAGAUUAUGCGCUGAAGAAGAAAUGGGUUACCAUCAGUACAUGCAGAAAACUUAGUAACUCUUUUGGUGAGUACGGCCCCGCGCUGGCGCUGAUCGGGCUCUCGUACGUGCCGGCCGGUGACGUCACGCUGGCCGUCACCAUGCUCACGCUCGUCGUCGGACUCAACGCCGGGCACAUCAGCGGGUACAUGCUGGUGCAUAUAGACAUGGCCCCUAACUUCGCGGGCACCAUGAUGGGCAUCACCAACUGCUUCGCCAACAUCAUCUCCAUCAUCGCCCCUCUUGCUGCUGGACUCAUACUGCAGGACGAGACUGACCCGGUACAAUGGCGGACUGUAUUCUACUUGUCGUCGGCUAUCUACGUCGUCUCCAACACGUUCUUCAUCAUCUUCGGCACCAGCGAGAGACAGCCCUGGAACGAGGUCCCUGAUGAUGAUGUUCCUGAAAUCCAAAAUAAGUCUGAAAAAGUCGUCUAGAAAAUAUUUCCACCUGAUUUUAAAAUGUAAAUUUUGUAAAUAUUAAUAAAUUAUGUCAUAAUGUU
Messenger RNA from Trichoplusia ni (cabbage looper), 1625 nucleotides. RefSeq names its product putative inorganic phosphate cotransporter. Gene Ontology annotation, biological process: monoatomic anion transport; transmembrane transport. NCBI's taxonomy places the organism in Eukaryota, Metazoa, Arthropoda, Insecta, Lepidoptera, Noctuidae. Gene Ontology annotation, cellular component: plasma membrane. The transcript has 11 exons. Bases 181 to 1560 code for a protein of 459 amino acids. The record is from RefSeq and is a predicted model, not a curated record. Gene Ontology annotation, molecular function: transmembrane transporter activity.